Molecule: messenger RNA, 2951 nt
Organism: Thunnus maccoyii (southern bluefin tuna)
Lineage: Eukaryota; Metazoa; Chordata; Actinopteri; Scombriformes; Scombridae
Gene: serinc3
Product: serine incorporator 3
Exons: 10
Coding region: 234-1673 (479 amino acids)
Cellular component (GO): membrane
Source: RefSeq, a predicted model, not a curated record
AUAACUGUACCACACAAGCCUACCAGAGAGCAUUUGUAGUAUUAAGGCUUCACAUUGCACAUUGAGCUGUGUUAACUGUUCCUCUUCCGUCCUGCCUACAGCUGCCUGACAAUUAAACACUUAAGUUUCCUGGUUUAGUGUUUGAAAUCCGCCCUGGAGGGUCAGAGGACAGGGAGCGGGAGGAAGAACACGGAUUUACCGACUGUCCGCUCCUGGACUCAAACUUGACAGACAUGGGAGCUGUUCUGGGGGCCUUUUCCUUCGCAAGCUGGGUGCCAUGCCUGUGCAGCGGUGCUACAUGUCUGAUGUGCAGCUGCUGUCCGAACAGCAGGAACUCCACAGUGACUAGGAUCAUCUACGCCUCCAUCUUGCUGCUGGGGACCAUUGUUGCCUGCAUCAUGCUGUCGCCGGGUGUGGAUCAGCAGCUUAAAAGGAUUCCAGGCUUCUGUGAAGACGGGGCAGACUCUUCUAUCCCCGACUUUCAGGCUGAUGUCAACUGUGAAAUGUUUGUGGGCUACAAGGCAGUGUACCGUGUCUGCUUUGGCAUGAGUAUGUGGUUCCUGGGCUUUUCCAUUCUUACGAUUAACAUCAAGAACAGCAGAGACCCCCGUGCCGCCAUCCAUAAUGGAUUUUGGUUCUUUAAGUUUGCUGCCUUGGUGGCAAUUACAGUCGGUGCCUUUUACAUUCCAGAUGGGCCUUUUACCUACACGUGGUUUAUCGUGGGCUGCGGUGGAGCUUUCUUUUUCAUUCUGAUCCAGCUGGUGCUGCUGGUGGACUUUGCCCACUCCUGGAACGAGUCCUGGGUGGACAGAAUGGAGACCGGCAACUCCAGGGGCUGGUAUGCAGCUUUGCUGGGGGUCACAAUCCUCAGCUACAUGCUGUCAUUUACUGCCGUGGUGCUGUUCUUCGUCUUCUACACCAAGCCUGAUGGAUGCUUCAUUAACAAGUUCUUCAUCAGCUUCAACAUGUUGUUCUGCAUCGUGGCCUCUGUUGUCUCUGUGCUGCCUAAAGUACAGGAGUCUCAGCCACGUUCAGGUCUUCUGCAGUCCUCUAUCAUCACCCUGUACACCAUGUUUCUGACCUGGUCUGCCAUGAGCAAUGAGCCUGACCGAGAAUGUAACCCCAGCCUGCUGAGUAUCUUCCAGCAGAUCGCGGCCCCCACACCGGCCCCUUUGGAGAUGGAGAACCAGACAGCUGUGGUGAUCAUCACGACAAAGGAACCCGUCCUGACGUCCCCGUACCUGCAGUGGUGGGACGCCCAGAGCAUUGUGGGGCUUGUUAUAUUUGUCCUGUGCAUCCUCUACUCCAGCAUUAGUACGUCCAGCACCAGACAGGUGAACAAGCUCACCAUGGCCUCCAAAGACUCAGCCAUCCUGGCUGAGGACAGCAGCAGCCCCGACCUAUCAGAGGAGGUGACUGGGCCCAGGCGGGUGCAGGACAAUGAGCGGGACAUGGUCCAGUACAGCUACUCCUUCUUCCACUUCAUGCUCUUCCUGGCCUCACUCUACAUCAUGAUGACCCUCACCAACUGGUACAGCCCUGAUGCAGACUACACCAUAACCAGCAAGUGGCCGGCAGUGUGGGUGAAGAUCACCUCCAGCUGGGUGUGUUUGGCCAUGUACAUCUGGACCCUGGUGGCCCCCAUGAUCCUCACCAACCGAGACUUCAGCUGAUCAGCAUCUCCAUCUCUGACUCCACUUUGUCCUCCACAAACCUCCUUGUUUUUUGUGUAAACUCCAACCAUAUUGCCUACUUGUCUUACUGUCAAACUUAAAGUAGACUCACAUUUUGUACAUUUAGCUGGAGUUUCAUUUCAUUAUUUCGUUGUAUUUUCUUUCUAUUAAUGAACUGAUUCAGAGGUGCCAUAACAGCUGCUUCAGUUACAGGUAUUAACUGUAGUGAUUUCAUACCAGUCAGUAGCAGUUGCUUGGGCAUUCAAAGACAAUCACACAUUUCCUAUUGAAGCACAAUAACACUCUAAGAUGAAAAGCAUUCCAUUUGAUGUUUUUGUGAAUAGUGAAUCAACUACAGGGUCCAAAAUCAAACAGUCUUGCAUUUUGAGAUGAUGUGCUUGAAACUAGCUAUUUUCUGCUGUUUUAACAACAAAUAUCUUUCAGAUUAAACCAAACAAUUCCUUCUUAAUUCUUUGUAUUACUUAAAAAAUAUGAAUGUUUUAGAAAUGUCAGUAUUACAAUCAUCCCCAUUGCAGCACUGAGGGCUGGUUUGUGACCUGCAUACAGCAGUUAGUAGUAAGCUGAUAUAGUAUGCUGCUAUCUAUGCCUUUUUAUGCCUUAUAUAAGAUAUUUGAAUAUAGUAUAUAUAGAAUAUUGUUGUAAACUGCUCAUAAACAUGACACAUUACUGCAAUAUGACUUAAAGUCAAUUUAAGUUUCUGCCAAAUAUUUAUGGACCAGGUUAUUCAAUAUAAAGGUGUCUUUGAGAUGUGAUAGUUUUAGGUUGUAAAAUAAAAUUCACAGAAGUGACAUGAUGACACAGAUACAAUCAAAAUAUUUGUUUAAAGCUGAACUGGGUGAUGAUUUUAUUUUCUGUGCAUCACUUUGACUCCAUAUAGUAGCUUUAAUAUUUAAUAUGAUUUUACUUGUAAAGAAUGUUGUCUUUUUUUAAUCCUCAAUACAUUUAUGUUUUGUAAGAAAUGUCAGCAUUAUUUGAAUGGCAAAAUAUGUUUAAGAAUCAAACCAGAUUUAUGUGAGACACCAACACUGACCAAAUGCCUUUACUGUAGUUACUAUGUGGCAUACUAUGUGUGUGUGACUAUAAGCAGACUGUGAGUUCUUGUAGUGCUUCCACGGUUUCUGUUUAAGUGUUCGGACUGAUUCAUAGUCUUUAUGUUUGCUUUUGUCACAGCAGAGAUGAAUGUACAGAACAAACUGGACUCACUUUGAGCUCAGAAGUUCAUACAGCUUACAAAAUAAAAGUAAUACAUUAUUUUUA